Molecule: messenger RNA, 2422 nt
Organism: Dicentrarchus labrax (European seabass)
Lineage: Eukaryota; Metazoa; Chordata; Actinopteri; Moronidae
Gene: ywhag1
Product: 3-monooxygenase/tryptophan 5-monooxygenase activation protein, gamma polypeptide 1
Exons: 2
Coding region: 149-892 (247 amino acids)
Biological process (GO): signal transduction
Cellular component (GO): cytoplasm
Molecular function (GO): protein kinase C binding
Source: RefSeq, a predicted model, not a curated record
GGAGGGGUGUCCCGUCCGUCGGCAGGCACACAGACAGCAGGCAGCAGCUGCAGCGAGAGCACCCGGCGCCGUUAACUCUGCAUUAAAACAUUCAUAUUACGAUUUUUAGCUCCGAAACACACGGGACAGCAACACACACACAUCUAAAAUGGUAGACCGCGAGCAACUGGUGCAGAAAGCCAGGCUGGCCGAGCAGGCAGAGAGAUAUGAUGAUAUGGCAGCUGCCAUGAAAUCGGUCACAGAGCUGAACGAAGCGCUAUCCAAUGAGGAGAGGAACCUGCUCUCCGUGGCCUAUAAGAAUGUGGUCGGGGCGAGGCGUUCAUCUUGGCGCGUCAUCUCCAGCAUUGAGCAGAAGACGUCAUCUGACGGUAACGAGAAGAAGAUCGAGAUGGUGCGUGCCUACCGGGAAAAGAUCGAGAAGGAGCUGGAGGCCGUCUGCCAGGACGUGCUCAACCUCCUAGACAACUUCCUGAUCAAGAACUGCAACGAAACGCAGCACGAGAGCAAGGUGUUCUACCUGAAGAUGAAGGGCGACUACUACCGCUACCUGGCCGAGGUGGCCACGGGGGAGAAGAGAGCCUCGGUGGUGGAGUCCUCUGAGAAGUCCUACAGCGAGGCCCACGAGAUCAGCAAGGAGCACAUGCAGCCUACCCAUCCCAUCCGCCUGGGCCUGGCUCUCAACUACUCCGUCUUCUACUACGAGAUCCAGAACGCCCCUGAGCAGGCGUGCCACCUGGCCAAGACCGCCUUCGACGAUGCCAUCGCUGAGCUGGACACCCUCAACGAGGACUCCUACAAAGACUCCACUCUCAUCAUGCAGCUGCUACGAGACAACUUGACGCUGUGGACGAGCGACCAGCAGGACGACGAGGGAGGAGAGGGCAACAACUAAAGAGUCCAAAACCUCAUUCUGCCAAAACAACACAACACGCGCGCUCACAAAUGAUGACAAAAUAAUAAUAAUAGUUAAAAAGUUCUUAGAAAUAAAAAAAAGGGAGGGGGCGGGGGGCGGUGGAACAUCGGCGGCCAAUUUAACCGAUGGUACUAACGCGGCUGCUGUUCUUUAUUUUUCAACAAAUUAAAAGUGAAAAAAAAAAGUAGGAGGAGGGAAGACAAUUUUAGUUUGAGAAAUAACCUACGAUUAAAAAAACAAAAAAUAAAAGAAUGAAACCCCCUCCUUGGUAGCCUCUGCAGCAUUUGCCAAAAUACCACUUUAGAAGCAAGAGGUAUGUCAUUCAUCACAGUGUGACUAUUGGGUAACGAUACCUUCGCACUGGCAGAGACUGGUCUUAUCGCGCAAAUGAAGCUGAGCUGUCUUAUUGUAUUUGGUGAGGGGUGGAGCAUUCAGAAAUUGAGUUUCGAUGCUUGAGCAACAAGAUAAUUUAGAGUAACCUUGAAUGUCAAUGGCCUUGCUUAGUGAGAGAGAAAGACAGAGAGAGAAAGAGAGAGAGAGUGAGCGAGCAAGACGGGUUACAGAGAUGAAGACGGGCUUUUAGGGGUGUCGAACUUCAUCGCGUAAUUUCAAACGUACCGACAUCUUUAGUUGCACCACACUAUGAUCGUUGAGUGAAAAGCAGGUUGUCUCUGUUAUUGAAGAUAACAUAAAAAAAAUGUUUUUGUUUUGCUUUGUGUCAGGUUAUGUGUCCAGCUCAGUCAAACAGUCAUACUGUAACUAAAAAUACAAAUUCAUAAAGUAAACUUAGUGCAGCUUGUCCCUCUCAUGUGCUGAUGUGCUUUAUUAAAUAAAUUAACUGUUUUUGGACACCUAAUUCUUAUUGUCAGUAUUGUCGUUACUAUAACAACUUCUAUUGGCUCCUUAUGUUUGUAGGAAACGAUUUGAUUCACGGAAAUCGAGAUAGCAAAAUAAAAAGAAUGGAAAUUUUAAAAAAAAUGUGGUGAUUGAACAUUAUCAGCAAGUCAACCAUUACUCUCCAAUUAUGCUAUCUUCAUAACAAUCAGUAGGAUCUCUGAAACGGCACCUGGACCCACAGACUUGAUUAGUGAACUAAGUAUAAUUUGUGGACAGAGCACAUGCAAUGUUAAGUGGAAGCUCUAAAAGCAGAUUUGAGGUUUGUGGAUUUACUUUGUCUUCAGUUUCUUCUUGGUCAAGAAAUGCACUUGCCUAUUAUACUGUUUCUUCAGUGUAAGAUGAUAACUGCUCCAAUAUUCUCCAUAAUACAAUAUUGUGCAUGCUGGUGAUGUAUUUAUACAGUAGCUUCAAUUUAUUAACUUAUACUGUAGAUGUUAUGUAUUCAUAUGAACAUGGAAUUACUAGACCUUAAUCGGAUUAUUUUCUAUUUAUUUCUUUUUAUUGCGAUUGUUAGCUAGACCUUAUUUUAAUCUGUGUUUUCUUUACUCCAUUUGCUGAAGUACGCUAUACCAAAACAGUGAUUGUUAACAAUAAAUUGAUCUGUUACGGACA